AUGGCCUCGACGGGAGACUGGAAGAAGGUCACUGAGGAGCAGGUGGAUCAAUGGCAGAGGAAACAGCAUGGUGUCAAGAGAUGGAUUGAAGAGAUCUUGGGGAUGGAACUGGAGAGCGAAGACCUAGCAGGUCCGCUACAGACCGGAGUCGUGCUGUGCCACGUGAUACGACGUCUCGAUGAACGGGCUAUUCCUCGCAUUCAAGAAGACACAAAGCAGCUCUUCAAAUUGAAGGAAAAUGUGGAGUUCUUCCUCGCCGCCUGCAAAGACAUGGGGGUGCCAGCCUUCAAGCUCUUCAAGGGCCCCGAGCUGUGGGAGGGCACGGGCAUGGUGUUGGUGAUCGAGAGCUUGGUCGCGCUCGCCGCCAUGGUGGAGCAGCAGUACGAGGGCGCGCCCCCGCUGGUCAUCGACGACCAGUGGAAGCCGCCCAAGCUGACCGACAAGCAGCUCAUCGAGGUCAAGAAGCAGCUCGUGCGCAUCAAGGACAAGCCCGUCUCGGGCGCGCGGCCCAAGGUCUCCCCGCAGAUCGUGCUCAAGAAGCUCGCCCUCAUGGCCGGCAACGGCGUCGACAUCAACACGUACGUGCCGGCCUUCAUCCGGUUCCAGAGCCUCGUGCGCGGCUACCUGCAGAAGCAGCGCUACAGGGCCAUGGUCCGUAACGUGGCGUACCGCAGCCGAGUGGCGCACGAGAUCCUCGACACGGAAAGCUUCUACGUGAAGAGCAUGAACCAGUGCAUCACCGUCUGGCUCAACCCGCUCAACGAUGCCAUCGCCUCGGGCUCGCCGUUGAUCAACGCCGCGGACGUCCGAGCCAUCUUCUCCGACAUCGCGCUGCUCUACACAUUCAACUCGGAGCUCUACUCCGAAAUCGAGAGCCGAGUGGCCAAGUGGGGCACCUACGAGUGUCUGGGCGACAUAUUCCUUCGCCUCGUGGACUACCUCAAAGUCUACACGGCCUAUGUACAGAACUUCAACACCUCGAUGGCGGUGAUCGAGCGCGUUCAGAAGAAGAAGGAGGUGGCCGCCUAUUUCCAGAAGUGCAAGGAGCACCCCGAGGGCAAGUCGCUCGACCUGGCGUCGUUCCUCAUCAUGCCGGUGCAGAGGAUCCCCCGAUACAACCUGCUCCUCACCGACAUGAUGCGACACACGUGGGAAGACCAUCCAGACUACAACAACCUGAAGAAGGCCACAGACAAGAUCCAGUCGAUUGCCGCCUUCAUCAACGAGCGAAAGCGAGAAGCCGAGAACGUUUCCAAGACGCUCGAGAUCUCCAACAAGAUCACCGGCAACGACAAGCUCAAUCUGACCGAGCCCGGCCGCCGAUACGUGCGCGAGGGGGUGUUUAAUGAGGGAACGAAGGACGAGGUGGUGGCCUAUCUCUUCACCGACAUCGUGGUGCUGGGCCGGCCCUCCAAGAAGCUCAAGGUGCUCGGCCGCCACAGCGUCAAGUUCCAGGAUUCCUUCAAGUUGCAGAUCGUGGAGUUGAAGGAGGGUCCGGCCGGUUCGAACGUUAUCGAGUUCGUGCAGCUGGGCAAGAACAAGGUCCUCGCCAGGCUCGAGGCCAAGUCGAAAAAGGAGGUGGACGACUGGGUCAAGGACUUCAAGAAGUCCAAGGCCGAACUGACCAACCAAACGGCCACCAAAGAAUCACUGAUCGACAAGGGAGAGAAGCCCAAGAUUUCGGCCGAGGAGCGACUCAAACGGCGGACGCGAGCAACGAAAACCGGAGCCGAACUCAACUUUGAGGACGAGGAGAACGAAGUGGUCACACAGUUGAAGCGGAAGCGAGAGGCUCUCCUCGCGCAGCUCAACGAAUUCAAGGAGGCCGAUGGCGGCGACAAGCGCUCCAAACGGCGAACCAAGGCGCAGCGCAAGGACACCGUCAAAUUGUUCGAGCAGCUGCAGGGCGAGCUGGACGAGGUGGAGGCCGCCCUCGCGCAGCACCAGACCCUCGCCCCGGCCAAGCUCAAGCGCAAGGAGGCCGCGCCCGAGAAGUCCCUCUCCGCCACCCAAGACCUCAUGAAGUCGAGCCCGCAGCCGGCCCGAAGCAAGACAUGCGCUGGCAGCGACAGCCGGUCCGCGACCCCGACCAAGGCCGAGCCCGCCGCCGGGGUGGCGCCCCAGGAGCAGUACGGCAGCAACGGCGCCACGCCGGUGCCGGGUAUCGUGGUGACCAACACCGACACCACGAAUUGCGACAAUGCCGCGUCGACGUCGACGACGACAACGUCGACAACGUCGCCGCCGACGAGCCCGCGGCAGCAGGCGCUGUCGCACUCGAGCGAGAAGGAGAUCAAGCAGCGCAAGCGGGAGGAAAAGAAGGCCGAGAAGCUCAAGAAGAAGGAGGAGAAGAAGCGAAAGAAGGAGGAGAAGAAGGCCGAGAAGCAACGGCUCCGCGAGGAGAAGAAGCUGUCAUCAUCCAGCUCCGGCGGCGGCCGCGCGCGGCGAGGCACCAUCGCCACGGGGUCGCCGUCGCGCGACGGCAUCGAAAUUUCGAUCACCCGGACCGCCGUCGGCAGUGCCACCAACGGCACCGCCGGCGUGAGCCAGAGCGGGUCGACGCCGACCAAGCUCCGCGCCGACGACGACGAACUGGAGUCCGGCGCCAAGUCGCCGCGCAAGCCCGGCUCCAGCUCUGAGAAGGGCGCGUCGGCCGAGGCCGAGGCAAAGGGCCGCCACGACAAGGGCGCGUCGGCAGAGGUGGCGAGCAAGAAGGCGGCCGAUGCGAAGUCGGCGCCGUCGGGAGGCGACGAUGAUGGUGGAGGCGAGUUCUAUUCGUACGAGGAGCUCAAGAAGAUGAAGGACAAGCUCGACCGCACCAAACUUGAGACGUGGCUGGCGCCCGGUGAGUUCCGGACUGUGUUCGGGAUGAGCAAGGAGGAGUUCGCCAAGAUGCCCGCCUGGAAGCAGAAGCAGAAGAAGGACGAAAAGGACCUCCUCUGA
This is a messenger RNA of Acanthamoeba castellanii str. Neff, 2943 nucleotides long. RefSeq names its product RhoGEF domain containing protein. Gene Ontology annotation, biological process: intracellular signal transduction; cytoskeleton organization. Gene Ontology annotation, molecular function: guanyl-nucleotide exchange factor activity; actin binding. The transcript is spliced from 14 exons. Lineage: Eukaryota; Discosea; Longamoebia; Acanthamoebidae. The coding region runs from base 1 to 2943 and encodes 980 amino acids. The record is from RefSeq and is a predicted model, not a curated record.